AUGCUAGUUGUUACUAAAUUAAAAAGCACUGAAAUUGGGCGGAUUGUAUUUUCUCUUUUGCUAGAUGCUGAAGCCGUUGAUGAAAUGAUGUCAACGAUGAGAUGUCAGAAAGGUGAGAACUACCUGCUGUACAGGAAAGAUUUGGUACCGCUGCGGUUUCACUAUGCGGGCUCAUCACGGAUAGGUGAAGUUGUAAUCGCAGGGCGUCCCGGUGUAUGUAUUUUCUUGUAA
Gongylonema pulchrum is the source of this 231-nucleotide messenger RNA. The record is from the annotation of a GenBank genome assembly. Lineage: Eukaryota; Metazoa; Nematoda; Chromadorea; Rhabditida; Gongylonematidae.